UUCCUUAAAAUCCCACACGUAACAUUCCAAUGACUCCAUGAGACGGGAAUAACCUCCUGUGAAAACCUCUUUGUUAAUCAAACCUUUUUUUGAAUUGAUCCGGACUUGAAAUACAAGUGGGAAGAAUCUGAACAGCCUGUCUCUUUUUAAGUCAUUCUUUGCACUGGCCAUUCAAGUGCGGCACCAUUCCGUUAUUUUAACGCAUUUUCGGGAUUGUAUUUUUGUAAGCGUUAAAUUGUGACUUUUUUUUAGUUGUUUAAAAACAAAAACAAAACAAAAAAAAAAACUUUUUUGCGUCUUUGCACACAUUGUAUUAUCAAAAUUGUAGUUCGUUUUGUUUCUAGUAGUACAUAUAAUUUAAAUAAAGUAGUUAAAAUGACAGGUGCGACUUCUUUGGACGCUGUUAAGAGAAAAAUCCAAACUUUGCAACAGCAAGCGGACGACGCAGAAGACCGGGCUUUAGUUUUACAGCGCGAGCUGGACAAUGAACGGGAGCUCCGAGAGAAAGCUGAAGGUGAUGUUGCGGCUCUGAACCGCAGGAUUCAGCUGGUGGAGGAGGAACUGGACCGAGCUCAGGAGAGGCUGGGUACUGCAUUGCAGAAACUGGAAGAGGCUGAGAAGGCAGCAGAUGAGAGCGAGAGAGGUAUGAAGGUAAUUGAGAACCGCGCCAUGAAGGACGAGGAGAAGAUGGAGAUUCAAGAAAUGCAGCUGAAAGAGGCCAAGCACAUUGCCGAGGAGGCUGACCGCAAAUACGAGGAGGUGGUCCGUAAACUGGUGAUUCUUGAAGGUGAGCUGGAACGAGCCGAGGAGAGAGCCGAAGUUGGAGAAUGCAAAUCUACCGAUUUGGAGGAGGAGUUGAAAAAUGUUACCAACAACCUUAAAUCCCUAGAGGCUCAGUCAGAGAAAUACUCAGAAAAAGAGGACAAGUAUGAAGAAGAAAUCAAGGUUCUCAGUGACAAGCUGAAGGAGGCUGAGACCCGUGCAGAGUUUGCAGAAAGAACAGUGACCAAACUGGAAAAAUCCAUUGAUGACCUGGAAGAAAAAUUAUCUAGUGCUAAAGAAGAAAACCUGGGAAUGCAUCAAGUCCUGGAUCAGACACUUCAAGAGCUGAACAGCUUAUAAGAGGAUGAGAGAGAAAGAAAGACAUCCAUCCAUCAACAUUACACAAAUACUCUCAUUCACUCCAAAUCUCAAGCUAUUAAGCCAUAUUUUCUCACAGAAGAAUAAUUUGAAUUUUUAGAUAUUUCUUUAGCAUUUUUUGUUCCCUGGAUUCCAGGGGGGAGGUAACCAUCCCAAUAAUAAAAACUAGCAAGUAUACCCCCCCUCCCCAUUUAUACCAUGAUCAAAGGAAUCAUGUAAAUUCUUCACACUGUAACACACCAAUCCCUACCAAAGCUUUCUAAAUAAUUAGCUGACGUUUCUCCUGAGGUGCUAUGUCUCUGUUUCCCCACUGAAACAAUGUUAUAAGUAGCUUAAUAAAUGCUAUACCACAUGGAAAGUGUAUACGUUAGUGUGCUGGGUAAAAAUACCUCAACAUUCCCUCGAAUAUUUGGCAUUAAUGAUUCCCGGGCAAAUGAAGUCUUUAAAAGUGCAAGUUUUCCAUGCAGAGUUUUUGACUGUGUCAAGCCUGCCACCUAUUGGUCAAAUGGUGCACUGCAUCACAAACGUUAUAACUGACUGAUAGUGGGACAUUUGAGGAAUAACAUCGCAAAAUGAUUGAUGAUGCUUUAUUAAAUAUAAUUUUUUUUAUUUUUUAAUUGCAUGAUUUGAUUCCAUUUGGCAUUUAAGAAAGUACCAGAAAACACCAUGGUUGUACCAAUAAGAUUUGUAAAUGGUGCCACUGGAAAUGAUGUCAAUAUGGUAUAUCACGUGAAUAUGGUAAUAAUAAAGCCACCAUAAAAUGGGGACAAACAAAGACCAAGGGAAUACCAGUUCAUUAACUAGACUUUUUUUGUGAAUUCAUAGUUUUUUUCUGUCAAUUAUUAUAAAAUGCCUCAUAAGUUUCUUUUCC
Xyrauchen texanus (razorback sucker) is the source of this 2011-nucleotide messenger RNA. RefSeq names its product tropomyosin alpha-4 chain. Gene Ontology annotation, molecular function: actin filament binding. The record is from RefSeq and is a predicted model, not a curated record. Gene Ontology annotation, cellular component: actin filament. NCBI's taxonomy places the organism in Eukaryota, Metazoa, Chordata, Actinopteri, Cypriniformes, Catostomidae. Gene Ontology annotation, biological process: muscle contraction; actin filament organization. Bases 376 to 1122 code for a protein of 248 amino acids. The transcript is spliced from 8 exons.